UUGGAUGCGUAUGAAAAAAAGAUAUUCGAUUUGAAACUUAGCAUAUAUUAUUUUCAAGAAAAACUGCGUAAAAUGGACCCAACGAAUCUUGAAAAGCUUACAAAAGAGAAUAAAAAAUUGAGUGAACAAAACGAGUUAUUUGCUAAUGAACUCAGAAAAUACAAAGGGCUGAUAAUUGACAUGGAUGAGGCAUUGGAAAAUUUACAAGAGAAAGUUUCUAAUCAGUCACGUGGAAUGACUAGAGACGAACAGCAACAAUUUGAUAUGUAUAAAUCAGAUGCUGAAUAUUAUAGAAAGGAAAACGAACGUUUGCGCGAUGAGUUAGAGCAACUACGUCAGGAUAACAAGCAUUUAAGAUCAACUAGAAGCUCAACAUCUCAAUUUGAAAAGAACGAAGAGCUUACAGAAUGUAGAAAGAAGCUUUCACGCGCGCAACAACUGAUAGAUCAGCUACAAAGAAUAAAUCAGCAACAGAAGCAGCAAAUCGAUGGCCAGCGUUCAUGUAUUGAGAAAAGAGAAACAGAUGAUGCUCGCCUAAACUCAGUCCUGUCCGCAAGAGAUCGCGCACGGGAGGAGUUGAAAAGAAAGAAUCAAUUGAUCAACAAUUUAGAGGAUAGGCUUGGUAAAUUACAAGAGGAUUUGGAUGAUGCAGAACAUGAACUCGCUGAUAAGUCAAAAAAAUGUGACGAAUAUCUGCAGCAACUACGAGACUUACGCUUGGAAAACACUAAAGGACUUGAUGGGUUGGAAAAAGUAGAACAACUACAGAAAGAAAAUCAAGAGCUAUCGACUGCUCUUGCAUCACGAGAACAGGAAGUUGCUGCUUUGGAAAAGGAGAUAGAGAAGUUACUCGUGUAUAUCGAAAAAGUAAAGGAUGGCCAAGAAGAUACAGAUGGUGCUGAAGUGAUGGCUGCAACGCAUGCUUUACAGGAAAAGGAACAGGAACUCAAAGUAUUGCAAGAGAGGCUCGAUUUAUUAAAUAACUCACAACAUGAGGAGUUGGAAGACUAUGAAAAACAAUUGGUUGUGUUAGAGACUGAACUGCAAAAGAAAGAUCAGCAAUGUAAAGAAGUUGAGAUACAAUUAAGGAAAGCUCGUCAGACUAUCCAGAAUCAAAGAAAAGAAUUUGAGGAAGCACUAGAAAGUCAGUACAACAAAUUAAUAAUAGCUGUAAGAGAUAAGGAAGUCAGCAUAGCAGAAUUGGAAAAUGACAUGGAAGCGAAACAAGAUAUCUUGCAAAGGGAGAAGCAAUUAUUGAAAGAAGAGUUGCAAAAUAUGUAUGUAAAACUG
Molecule: messenger RNA, 1290 nt
Organism: Mycotypha africana
Lineage: Eukaryota; Fungi; Mucoromycota; Mucoromycetes; Mucorales; Mycotyphaceae
Exons: 2
Cellular component (GO): microtubule organizing center
Source: RefSeq, a predicted model, not a curated record